Messenger RNA from Salvia splendens (bonfire salvia), 969 nucleotides. RefSeq lists its product as uncharacterized. Bases 1 to 969 code for a protein of 322 amino acids. The transcript has a single exon. The record is from RefSeq and is a predicted model, not a curated record. Lineage: Eukaryota; Viridiplantae; Streptophyta; Magnoliopsida; Lamiales; Lamiaceae.
AUGUGGUAUUGGGAUGAGGAUAAUCCGAGACAUAUAGAUGUGGGAACAAAAUUUGAUAGCAAAUUGCAGUUGAAAACUGCUAUCACAUUAUGGCAUGUGGGAACAGGUCGGAUGUGUGAGGUUAUGGAUAGUCAUUCAAGAAGAUGGCAUGCAGUAUGUAGGGACCCAUUUGGUCCGAAAAGAAGAGGCAGGGACCUUGGGCAACGCUACCCAUGUAAUUGGGAGGUUAAAGCAACAUUUAAGAAACGUGAUGGUAGCUGGUCGAUCAACUCAUGGGUUGAUCGUCAUUGCUGUAUGGGAGAUCACGAUCCAAGUGAACAUGUUAAUCUUACAUCAUCCAUGAUUGCUCUCUGUAUUCGAAGUCAAAUUGAAAAUGAUGCUGAAUUCAAGCCUUCUGCAGUGCUUACAUAUAUCAAAGAUAAAUUUCACGUGAAAAUCAGCUACAAGAAAGCAUGGUACGCUCGCAGAAAAGCUAUUGAGCUUGUAUAUGGUGGGUGGGAGGGAUCCUUCAGACAACUCCCCAGCUACCUGACUGAGUUGCAAACUCAAAAUCCGGGGACAAUCGUUGAGUCGUUGCAUGACCCUGUAUUGAGUCAAGGUAAUACAAAGGUGUUCCGCUACGUAUUUUGGGCAUUUGGGCCAGCAAUAGAGGCGUUCCAAGUAGCAAAGCCGGUCUUAUCAGUUAAUGGGACUCACCUGCGUGGAAGAUUGAAAGGUAAAUUACUUGCUGCAGUAGGUUACGAUGCAAAUAAGAAUUGUUUGCCUGUUGCUUUUGCUAUUGUUGAUGAAGAAACAAACGAGAGUUGGAGUUGGUUUUUGAAUCUUAUGAGAGUGCAUAUUAUAAAGCAUGACCAGGAAGUGUGCAUAAUAAGUGACAGACAUCAAGGCAUUAUAAAUGCCUUGAAGGCUGAUGUGUGGAAAGAGUCACCAGUUGGUUAUCAUCGAUUCUGUUUAAUUCACGUUAGAUAG